UGACACAAUUUGAUACUUCUGGUAAGUCAAAUCGUCUAUUAGCCACAACCUGUCAUUGUCCACAAACAUUGUCAGGUGUAUCUUUUGCCCCCCGACUAAUAUGCGGAGAUAUUGCUGAGCCAACAAGUCAAAGAUACUAAUUCCUAUAUAAUGCACUGUCAUUGCUAUGGUAUCAAAUGAUACCUUGAUGGAUCUGCCAUGCCAUGAAUUUCCGGCCCUUCAGGUGGCGUAGACAACUUCGACUUUCAGUGCAAUCACAUCAAACUGUCUGGUCUCAGUCUCGUUCCUCAACGAGAUCAACGUGCCGGAAACGUUGCGUUUUGAUAUCUCUAUAUCUUAAAAGACCUCCACCAGGAGAUCUUGAAAGUUACUAUGAUCUUGCGAGCCAACAAAGUCACACUCAAGAGAUGGUAGAGCUUACUAGUAGUGGCAGCCAGGAUGUAAACUCGAAGAAGGAAGCAACUGAGAAGCAGGUAGUAGAGGCGAUGGUUGUUCCAGCAGAGGAUGAAUUUGAAGAAGAAGAGGACCAUCAGCAAGAAGAUAUUGAAGCCAACUCACAACAGCAGUCCAGCAAUUUUCCGGACGGAGGGUCACGGGAUUGGUUGGUGGUUCUCGGUACAUUCUUCAGUGCAUUUGCCUCAUAUGGUUAUGUCAGUACAUGGGGGGUCUUUCAAACAUACUACGAGCGAACACUACUUCAAGAACAUUCUCCUUCUACUAUAGCCUGGAUAGGUUCUUUACAGUACGCAUUAAUCCUGCUUCUGGCACUUUUCCAGGGACGUUUGUCCGAACUUGGGAUAAUCAAAGUACCAUUGCUCGGGGGGAGUAUUUUAAUGAUAGUAUGCACAUUCUUAGUUGCACAAUGCACAAAAUACUGGCAUUUUGUUCUAUGCCAAGGUGUUGGACUUGGGAUUGGUUGUGGGAUGGUGUUUAUGCCAGCAAUGGGAAUCAUUGGACAAUGGUUCAGCAAGAAACAAGGUCUUGCGAUGGGCUUAACUGCACUCGGAUCUUCCAUCGGUGGGACAGUCUUCCCAAUUGCAUUCCAGAAACUGAUCCCAAGAGUCGGAUUUUCAUGGACAAUAUGUAUCCUCGGAUUCAUUAUGUUGUUAGCUUUGAUCAUACCAAACAUAACCCUCACGCGGCGCCUACCACUACGGAAUGUUUCCGGUGGCUUGUUCAACUUUAAAGCAUUCAAGAAUCCACUGUUCUUGACGUACGCAAUAGCUGCUUUCACUGGAUUCCUAGGACUGUACACCGUUCCUACAUACAUUGAGCUCAGUGCAUUAGCUGUCGGCGUAUCACCUAAUAUAGCAAUUUAUCUGGUUGCUAUUGCAAAUGCGGGCGCGGGAUUGGGAAGUUUUUUUGCAGUGAUCAUGAUGGAUAGAAUUGGUCAGUGCGAUGUUUUGGGUUCCUGUUCACUUAUGUUGCUGGUUUUUGCAGGUGCUUUGAACUUUCUUGCACCAACAACAUUAAUUGCGGGUGUACUUUCUUUCCUUUGGCCCUUUUCCAGAACAGAUGCGUCAUCGAUAGUGAUUGCUGCACUGUAUGGAUUCAUGUGCGGAUCAUUUGUCUCCGGCCUUUCUGUUCAUGUCGACAAAUUGGGAGAAUUAUCUGACUCUGGUCGAUACACAGGCAUGAUCAUGACUGUUGGUGCUGCCGGUGCAUUAUGCGGGAUGCCGAUAUCCGGUGCAAUCAAUCAACUGACAGAGGAUUUCAAGAUUGUUGGGUACUAUGCUGGGUCGACAACUGUUGUUUCGGUGGGGUUUAUGGUUUUAACUAGGCUGCUUGUGCUGAAGAAAUUAUGGGGGAAGUUCUAAAAAUUAUCACCUGCUUAUACUCAUUUGUGUUCCAUGCUGGAUUUGAGCAUUGGAUAGUUUGUACUUACUAAUGAAUUUUAAUAUACUAUUGUACCAUAUGA
This is a messenger RNA of Lentinula edodes (shiitake mushroom), 1918 nucleotides long. RefSeq names its product major facilitator superfamily domain-containing protein. Gene Ontology annotation, molecular function: transmembrane transporter activity. Lineage: Eukaryota; Fungi; Basidiomycota; Agaricomycetes; Agaricales; Omphalotaceae. The record is from RefSeq and is a predicted model, not a curated record. Gene Ontology annotation, biological process: transmembrane transport. Gene Ontology annotation, cellular component: fungal-type vacuole membrane. The transcript is spliced from 15 exons. The coding region runs from base 204 to 1817 and encodes 537 amino acids.